UAAGCACGUGAGAACGCGGGGGAAUAUGUUGAGACUUGGCUGCGAAUACAGUACUCUAUUACAGCAUCUACAAUUCAUAGAUACAGUACAACAAAAAGUGCGAGUCUGCCGAAGUGCGCGACUGUGUGUCAGGUCUGGUGGACAGCAAGUGUGCUGUACUGUACAGUGCAGCAAACGUUAUGUCAUCGUUCCCUUCAAGACGACGCUCAGGAUCAAAACAAUCGACGCAACGCUGUUGUCGUCGUGUGAACCAGAAAUUCAAGAGUUGCUGCGGCAGGUUGACGGUUUGUUGGACAGCAAGAGAAGUGAGUGGGAAAGCAGAGUGGCGGGACUGAAGAAGCAACUGCAGCGCAGGGACGGUGAAUUGUGUGCUUUGCGAGCAGCUUUGCAGCGUAGAGCAAUUGCAGGCAAAAUUUGAGGAUGCAGAAACUCAACAGGAGGAGCAAAUGAGUAGCUAUGAAGUGCAA
Molecule: messenger RNA, 467 nt
Organism: Corticium candelabrum
Lineage: Eukaryota; Metazoa; Porifera; Homoscleromorpha; Homosclerophorida; Plakinidae
Product: centrosomal protein of 63 kDa-like
Exons: 5
Coding region: 26-418 (130 amino acids)
Source: RefSeq, a predicted model, not a curated record